UAUUCACUGCCAUUUAUUCAGUUAGCGAGGAAGAAACGCAACAUAAGCCGCGACAGUAUGGCGACCUUGGAUCAAAAAUCACCCAAUGUGCUUCUACAGAGCCUCUGCUGCAGAAUCACGGGGAAAAGCGAAGCUGAAGUGGCCCACCAGUUCCAGUAUGCAGUGCGAGUCAUCGGCAGCAACUACGCCCCCUCUAUUGAGCGGGAUGAGUUCCUGGUGUCGGAGAAGAUCAAGAAAGAACUGCUGAAGCAGAGAAGGGAAGCAGACGCCGCGUUGUUCUCAGAGCUGCACAGAAAACUUCAGACGCAGAGUGUCUUGAAGCAUCGCUGGUCGGUUCUCUACCUGCUGCUCAGCCUUUCUGAAGACCCCCGCAAGCCCGCCGGCAGGGUGGGAAACUACGGAGCGCUCUUUGCCCAGGCCCUCCCUAGGGACGCCCACUCCACCCCCUUCUACUGCACCCGGCCACAGAGCCUGGCCCUGGGCUACGCGGAGAGGAGCGCCGGCCUGUCAGCCAGCAUGGGGACCAGUGGCAUCUCCAGUCUGGGGGUCUACACGCUCAACGGGCCCACGGCAACGCCGCAGUCUCUGCUGGCCAGUCAAGCCCCUCAGCCAGCAGCGGCGGUCGGCGUUCCUCUGGGCUCUCGGCUGGCCUGGGCUCUGCCUGUGAGCUGCUCCCCCUCGUCCGCUCUGCCCACCCGACUGCCCCUCGGACCCCCGGCCCCCUCCUCCAGAGCGAGCCGUCCUCGUCCAGACGGGGAGGUGAGCGAGGCGGCGCUGGUGCGGGACAUCCUCUACGUCUUCCAGGGCAUCGAUGGCAAGUUCAUCAAGAUGAGCGCCCAGGAGAACUGCUACAAAACAGACGGCAAGGUGGUGCUGUGCAAGUCCCUGAGGGACACCAGCAGCCGGCUGGCCGAGCUCGGCUGGCUCCACAACAAAGUCAGGAAGUACACCGACGUCCGCAGCCUGGACCGGGCCUUCGGACUGGUCGGACAGAGCUUCUGUGCCUCGCUCCACCAGGAGCUGAAGGAGUACUACCGGCUGCUGUCUGUCCUCCACUCGCAGUUGCAGGUGGAGGACGAGCAGGGUGUGACUGUGUGCACAGAGAGCGGUCUGACUCUCAGAAGGCUCCUGGUCUGGAUGUACGACCCCAAAGUCCGACUCAAGACGCUGGCCGCCCUCGUCGACUUUUGCCAAGGUCGGAAAGGGGGCGAGCUGGCCUCCGCCGUCCACUCUUACGGGAAAACGGGCGACCCGCAAAUGAGAGCGCUGGUUCAGCACAUCCUCAGCCUGGUGUCGCACCCCAUCCUCAACUUCCUGUACAGGUGGAUCUACGACGGAGAGCUAGAGGACACCUACCACGAGUUCUUUGUAGCAUCGGAUCCCAACGUGAAGACUGAUCGCCUUUGGCACGACAAGUACUCCCUCCGGAAGUCAAUGAUCCCCUCGUUCAUCACCAUGGACCAGGCCCGCAAGGUUCUUCUCAUCGGUAAAUCCAUCAACUUCCUGCAUCAGGUUUGUCACGACAGAACGCCGCCGGGCAAAAUCACGCCGGCCUCCACCUCAGCGGACACGCCCAAAGACGCUGCAGAGCUGCUCUCAGACCUGGAGGGGGCGUUCAAGAAGAUCGACGCCGCCUACUUCGACACCAGCAAAUACCUGCUGGACGUUCUCAACCGCAACUACCUGCUGCUUGAGCACCUGCAGGCCAUGAGGAGAUACCUGCUGCUGGGCCAGGGAGACUUCAUCAGACACCUCAUGGACCUGCUGAAACCGGAGUUGGUGCGUCCUGCCACCACUCUGUACCAGCACAACCUGACGGGCAUCCUGGAGACGGCGGUCAGAGCCACGAACGCCCAGUACGACAACGCGGAGAUCCUCAAGAGGCUGGAUGUGCGCCUGCUGGAGGUGUCCCCUGGUGAUACAGGCUGGGAUGUUUUCAGCCUGGACUACCACGUGGAUGGACCCAUUGCUACGGUGUUCACGAGGGAGUGCAUGGGCCACUACUUGCGCGUGUUCAAUUUCCUGUGGAGGGCCAAGAGGAUGGAGUACACCCUGACUGACAUCUGGAAGGGACAGAUGUGUAACGCCAAGCUGCUCAAAACGAUGCCCGAGUUGUCCGGCGUGCUGCAUCAGUGUCACAUCCUGGCCUCCGAGAUGGUCCACUUCAUCCACCAAAUGCAGUACUACAUCACCUUUGAGGUGCUGGAGUGCUCCUGGGACGAGUUGUGGAACCGAGUGCAGCAGGCUCAGGACCUCGACCACAUCAUCGCCGCCCACGACAUGUUCCUGGACAGCGUCAUCUCAAGAUGCCUGCUGGACAACAACAGCAGGUCUCUUUUGAACCAGCUGAGGGCCAUAUUUGACCAGAUCAUCGAGUUUCAGAGCGCCCAGGACUCCCUCUACCGCUCGGCUCUGGAAGAGCUCGCCCUCCGCCUGCAGUUCGAAGAGAGGAAGCAGCAACGGGAGGAGGAGGGGCAGUGGGGAGUGACUGCGGAACAGGAAGCGGAGGAGAAGAGGAGGAUCCAGGAGUUCCAGGACACCAUACCAAAGAUGCGCUCGCAGCUCCGCAUCCUCACCCACUUCUACCAGAGCAUCGUCCAGCAGUUCCUGGUGCUGCUGAUGACCAGCACGGACGAGAGUCUGCGCUUCCUCAGCUUCAGGCUGGACUUCAACGAGCACUACAGGGCCAGAGAGCCGAGGCUGCGAGCCUCACUCGGCACCAACCGAGGGCGGCGGCCGUCAAACAUCUGACGAGGCCUCCCGUCAUCGGAGCGGGGAUGAGGACAUCGCAGAGACGGGCCGGCUCGCAGACUUAAAGCGCCUGGCGUCGAGGUGAUGUCAUGCCUUGGAGGAGCGGCCCGGCGCUGUUACGCACGUUCUGGUGUCGCGGUGGCCAAGUGAUGACAUCACAGCGGUCUGAUCCCGAAUCGCAAAGUCCAAUACAGUCCGGAAAAUACGACUUUCGGAGCUCGUCGUGACACUGCAGAGACGGCGGCGUGAACGGACUGCUGGGGAUUCUGGGAAACGAGGUCAAUUUUGGAGGGGAGGGGGGAGUGUGAGGAAGUGAAGCUCCCCAAGUUGCACAGGGCCGCCGUACAAGGAACGCCUUAUUAAUGUCUCACCGUGUUCGCCAAACACACAAUGUAUGUACAUGGAGUUUAUGCAAAAAUGUGUCUCUACACGUCUCCUUCUCUAGGGUUCGACCGAUAUGGAUAUUUUUGGACAAUUUUUGUAUUUGUAGCCUUUGUUGAAAUGAUUUGAACUUUCAGUACAGUUGUUCCUGCUGCUCUGUGAAAACACACCGAGACCGCGAGCGGUGUGGAACACUUCCGCUCAGUAUCGGCACACCAGCAUAUCGGUCCGACCCUAGACCUCCACUCAUGCCUGAAGUCCAGUUUUUGUUUUUGUCCAAUCACAAUCACAGAGGAUUUUGUAUCGCAGCAACCACAAACACCUCAAUGUUCUCAUUACAUCUACAAUAGGAACUCCGUACGUGCUCUGGUUCCUUUUUUAAAAUAUGUAAAUAUCCUCAAAUGAAAGUCCAUAAGAAGUUAAUGGUUACACAUUUCAACUCAGGCAAUUUAUUUUAUGAAAAUAAGUAUAUCCUGACAUUGUAAAGAGGAAAGUCAGUGUUGUUGGCUGUGUUCAUAUAUAUUGGAUAAGCUUCCCAAACUCAUUGUUUUUUAAAAAUGAUUAAUUCGACAUAUUUGUCUUUUGCUUUUUGCUGUUGCAUUGAAAAGUCAAGUAGCAUUUCAAUCACCUAGUUAUAUAAUCAUAUAAACAGCUGUGAGCGCUGGUCCUGGGUCAGCGAGGACAAAAAAGAUUGAGCUCAAUGUCGUACAACAGAUGAGAAGAAGGAUCCAGACCAGAACCUGAGGCGCAACCCUGAACUGAACCUGGGUCAGCACCCGUGCCGCGUGUGUCCUCUUCAUUGUAUAGCACAUAAUGUAAAGAACAAAGGGAAACAAAUCAUCCCGUUCCUCCUUAAUAAAAGGUUUUCUAUUCAUGUA
Gasterosteus aculeatus aculeatus (three-spined stickleback) is the source of this 4010-nucleotide messenger RNA. RefSeq names its product tubulin gamma complex component 3 (gene tubgcp3). Gene Ontology annotation, cellular component: microtubule organizing center; gamma-tubulin complex; spindle pole. Gene Ontology annotation, biological process: mitotic cell cycle; microtubule nucleation; spindle assembly. Gene Ontology annotation, molecular function: microtubule minus-end binding; gamma-tubulin binding. The record is from RefSeq and is a predicted model, not a curated record. Lineage: Eukaryota; Metazoa; Chordata; Actinopteri; Perciformes; Gasterosteidae.